Molecule: messenger RNA, 2109 nt
Organism: Venustampulla echinocandica
Lineage: Eukaryota; Fungi; Ascomycota; Leotiomycetes; Helotiales; Pleuroascaceae
Exons: 3
Coding region: 1-2109 (702 amino acids)
Source: RefSeq, a predicted model, not a curated record
AUGAGCCGCAUGAUUCCGGAAUUUUCUACACGAACUGGGGACGAGGAUGGCGACGGCGGCAACGCACCUUCGCUGCCUGCUGCCAAACAGUACACCUCAGUCAAUAUUAUCGACAGGUCACACUAUAUCAAAAGCCCUUACCACCCACAUCCUAUCCGCGAAUGGAUUGGACCGCUUGAUCCCCCAGAUUGGAAAUGGAAUGGUAGCAAACGCAAGGCAAGAACAAUUGCUCCUCGCCAUGCCCCCAAGAAUGCAGGCGCUUUUAGCAAGCUUUGUGGAGAUUGCUUUAGCAUGUUCGGAACCCUCGAAGGACUCCUAGCUCUGGGAACAACGGUUUAUCAGCACAGUGCCCUUGAGCAACGGCAAUCGACCAAACGCGGAUGUCAGCCUUGUAAGAUCCUGAGAAAGCGCUGCGGUAAAGGCUCGCGAGAGUUGAAUAUAUCCGCCCAAUAUCAAAGACUCAGUGGCGAGUCUGCUCCAAAAGACUAUAUAAAUGGCUAUCCCCUUUGGGUGACGGGUUCUAAAUGUAUUACUGUUAUGUUUGUCGGUGGCACCGGAAGGAUGGUAGGGUUUGAAUUAAGCAUAUACUCAAGCCGAGACGAAGAUUUCAGGCUGUGUUGUGGUCCUAUUUACCGUCAUAUGACGGAUUCUGGUCUCUUGAAUCUUACACAGCACACGUUGAAAAAUUGUCUGGAGAACCACUCUGAGUGCUUUUCAUUUGCAAGCCCAUUUAUGCCAACCAGGGUCAUAGAUGUGGGGUUAAACAAAAGCGAGCAAUCUCUACUUCGAUUAUAUACCUCUACACCGGGCGAGAAGGGAGCAUAUAUAGCGUUAAGCUACUGCUGGGGUGGACCGCAAUCCUUUUGCACCACCGCUGACAAUCUUGUCCGUAUGACUCAAGGGUUUGCUCUCGCAGCGUUACCACGUACACUUCAGGAUGCCAUCAACGUUACUCGGAACCUAGGAAUUAAGUUUCUUUGGGUUGAUGCGCUCUGCAUCAUCCAGGACAGUGCAGCCGACAAAGCCGUCGAGAUUAACAACAUGGGGCACACGUACAGAAACGCAACUCUUGUCCUCGUUGCUGAGAAUGCCUCUCAUGUCGAAGAGGGCUUUUUGAGAAAGAUUUCAAUAGGAGACGGACUGCCCUUACCGUUUGUGCUACCCAGCAAGGAAGUUACGGAGGUAAUUUUAUUCGAUCAUAAGACGACCGAGGACGAGCUAGCGCCGUUACAACAGCGAGCAUGGUCCUUUCAAGAAUCAGCCUUGGCCUCUAGACUAUUGACGUUUGAGGCACAUAGGUUGACCUGGAGGUGCCACAAAUACGCCAAUAAACCUAUCUUCCCACACCACAUCGGCAGCCGGUGCAGUACAGCACCCGACCUUACAAAACUAAUCAACACAAUCCAUAGCUCCGGCGAACUACGUGAUGCAUGGAGGCUCGUGGCCAAUGACUAUAGCCGACGAAAUAUUACUUAUUUAGAAGAUCGAUUGCCAGCAAUUGCAGGAGUAGCCGCCUUAUUGCAGACCUCAGAAUAUCAAUACAUCGCCGGAAUCUGGAACCAACCAUCAGCGGGCCAUAAAAACUUGUUGUUUGAACUGCUGGAUUGGGAAGUAUCUUCGCCGCACGGAAAGCCCGCGAUGUACAUUGCCCCAUCCUGGUCAUGGCUGUCCGUGAACAAUCAGAUCAAAUUCACGCCCAUCGUAGACUCCCGCGAAUUCAUUGCUAAAGCAGAGCUAAUCGCCUGCACUGCUGUUGCGUUUGAUGAAGCUGCACCUCUUGCUCGCGUGCAGUCUGGAGUGCUGCAACUCAGAGCUAAAUUGCUCCCUGGUACCCAAUUCCCUGCUACGGAAGCUGAUCACGAAGGGAGAUUUAGACAAGAUGGAUACGAUGUCUAUUCCGAGCACUUCGACUACAUUGACGAGCAGCACAAAGAUGAAUGCUUGCACUUCAUUCAAAUAGGAAUGGAAAUGGACUUCGAUGCAACAGUGGGUCUCAUUCUCACUCGGGUCAAUGAGGAUGAGUUUCAGAGAGUGGGAAUGUUCCGCAGCUACGAACAAUUGAACCAUAUGUGGGAAGGAGCAGGCACGACCCUCGUGAAGAUAAUUUGA